AGUUCGUACGUUCCUGCUUAAACCGAACCAGCUCACUAGAAAAUGUUUUACUGAUAACGAUUGUCUGCUAAUGGGGUAGCUGAAUUUAUUAUGAAGUAAGGGUGGCGUGAGUGUGAGUAUGGGUGUGAGUCCCUGAAUUCUAGCUUCGCACGGCGCUGAGGGAGCGAGUCACAAAAUAACAAACAAACAAAAAGCGAACAGAUGUCAAAUGAUGCCGGGAUGAUGAUCAAUUAUACGUUUUAUCGGAAUUUUAUGGGCGGUCAGUGAGAGUUGUGUGAAAUGUUUCAGAACGGGAGGAACUCACCAGUCCUAGAAGACCUUCUUUCAACUGAAGAAGAUACCCUAGGAUCUUCUAUUAGUCUCAGUGUGGGAGAAAAUUCUAUUCGUAUAAAGGAGAAGUCAAAGCCUACCAAGGAACCUGAUCACAUUGCCGAAGAGAUUGAGAAGGAGAGAUGGUGGUUGAAAAAAGUCGAGACACGUCCAGGUGUUGCGGAUGUAAAGAAAUUAGAAGUAAGGGGGAAACCGUCACCUGGUCCUUCUCCCGAUGUAACUUCUUCCAUGGCAGAGUUUCUUGAAAAAGAAAGACUGUGCAAUGUUGCGUGUAAAAGUGAAGCUGAGGCCAAGGACAAGGAUGAUACACUUUGCGAUGUACUUGCAUCUGUAGCAUUUGAUAAGUAUCCUUCAGAUUUUGAAAAUGCCACAGAUGAAGACAUUGGCAGCAUCCUGGAGGAAAUGAGUAAGAUUGCAGGAGCGCUGAGUCCAAACUCUGGCCCAGAUCACACAAAAUCUGGGAGUUCUGGUAAGAAUAAAACAGAAGAAGAAAGAUCUGUCGAGGAGCUGUUAGAAGAAGCUGAGAAACUAGUAAAGAAAAAUACACAUAGUCUUUCAAAAAGUGCUUCGAAGUCUGAUACUUUAGUGCCCAACAAAAAUUUAGAUACAACUGAAAAUCUUGGAAGAGUCAGACAACUAGAAGAAGACAUAUUUCAAAUGAUAGAGGAAGAGGUUCACAAGGAGUCGGAAAAAAUUAGGAGGAGUCCUAAAUACGAGAAAAAGAAAGAUAUCAAUCAGAGUUUUGAAAUAAUUUAUGAAAAUGUAAACACAUUAAAACCUCCUAAAACUCUAGAAUUACAAAGGAAGAAAUUCGAGGAACAGAAAGUUGAAAUUUCGAGUAGCUCAGAUUUAGACGACCCUAUAGAACGACACUCGAAAUCAGAGGAAUUAAAAGUUGCCACAAAAGUUGAAGCCAAUGAUAAUUUGCAAAAGGAAAUAACGGACGUGGAUAAGGAUUUUUUCGACGAUUUAUUAAGGAAAUCCAAAGAAAAAAUUGAGGGUGGUAUGUCCGCUAGUUCCAGUUUUGGUCAAGAAGAUUUUUCGCACUUUUUGAAACUUCUACAGGAUCAAAGCGACAGGAAAGAACGUGAACCUAAGGAAGCUAUGAGUUCUUAUAACGUUAUAACAAGGCAUAAUCAACCAGGAGGCAGCAGCAACAAGGGUGAGAGCGAAACUGCUUUUGCUAAAAGCCCAGCAUUUCCAGAAAAAGAAUUUUCUGAAAUUCUGGAAAGAGAAUUACUAAAAGUAGACAAGAAGAAAGAAAUGCACGAAAUAGCAGAAUCAGAAUCCAGUACCAGUGCCGGACGCUCCGCUCGUUCCGAAGGAUCGAUUAAGAGAGAUGCGUCGAUGUCAAGAAAUUCCAGCCUAGAUAAAUCAAAUAAAUCUGAUAGUGGAAGAAAGGAUAAUAUGUUAUCAAGUGUUGAAGCUGUUAAAUCAAAUGAAUCUAAGGAAUCCAAAGUUGUAAAUGCCAAGAAUGAACUGUACACAGUGGGUUUGACACCACGAUUGGAAUUGUUCGCUGAUGCAAUUCCUAAAUUAAUUGCUGAGAAAUCGAGUGAAAAUUUUAAGAAACAAGAACUCGAUAGAAUUGAGAAUGAAAAGGAUGCUAAUCGUGUAACAAGGACUUGUGUAUCCGACGAGAGCAAAGUACAAACGGAUUCAAAAAAGUUACGAGAGGACCAUAAGAAGAUGAUUAGUACCGCAGGCCCGUCUAAUAUGAAUUUUCAAAAAAUAGGAUCCGAUACGGCAAGAUCAGAUCGUAUUCCUGUGGCGUUGGAUAAUAAGAUUGGUAAAAAGGGAAUAAAGUUCGCUAAAUCUAAAAGUUAUGAUCACAUUUGCAAACCGAUUACGAAUCUGAAGUUAUCCCUCGAUGAUGUCAAGAAUAUCAAAAGCGCUGAUAUUCCAAAGAGAACUGUACCGCCAGCGGCGAAGAAAUCUCCUUUAUCGAAGACAAGACUACAAACUAAGUCAGUUUCUAAAUUUACUCCCACAAUGAAAUUGUCUCCCAAACUUCGAAAGGAUUCACCGAAAGAAAAUUCUGCACCAUGCUUGGCUUUUGGGUCCAGGGUAACCAUGACUAAGUCCACGGACAGCAUUUUGAAACAUUCAUUAGCUGGUGGCGACACCAGAAGAAAUUUAACUAAAAAUGAUUGGGAAAGUUUAUGUCACGAAGAGCGGCACAAGAACGCACUUUUGAAAGAGCAGCUGAAUUCCGAGGCCAAAUUGUACAAGACUCAAAUAGAAAGUAUGCGCACGUCUUUCGAAGAGGAACUGUUCUCCUUGAGAAAACAAAACAUAGUAUUAAAAGCGAAGGUCGAUGAACUCACAUUGAAUGAGAAGAGAUCAGAAUAUCAUGUUAAGAGCGAUACUAAAACAUUAAAGUUAGAACGAGAAUUAGAGAAGCAAGAGAGUCUCAUAAGAGCUUACGAGGUGGAGAAUAAGAAGUUGAUGCAGGAAACAAAGCGUUUACACGAUGAGGGAAAAAAUCUUCAGCAGAAGCAUAAGAACGUGAUAAUGGAAUCAAACGAAUUUCAAAAACAGGCUGAUCGUAUAAAGGAUCUGCAGGAAGAGGUGCUAAAGUUGAAUUUGGUAAUAGCUGAGCUCAAGGAAAAGAAUACUGACUACUUGAUGAGGAAUGAGGAUCUGAAUCAGCAGAAUGGGUUGCUUAAGGACGAACUAGAGAUGUUCAAGGAGCAAUUGUGCACUAAGAAUAGCUCUGUAAUGGAACGUCUACAAGCGAUGACUACUAACGAGUUAGAAAUGAGGAAGCAAAUAGAAGACAUGAAGGUGGAAUUGAAUUCUAAGAAGGAACUUUUAAAGUCGAUGAAGUUGGACUACGAGAGGUUGCAACAGAACUCUUUACCUCUGGAAAGGGAGCUUCUUGAAUUAAGAGUCAGAGAAGGUGGAUUGACGGAGAAGUUGCAAGUAGCUAAGAGUCACGUUGAGAGAGAGAAGCAACUUACGCAAAAACUGAAAGAUCAGGUGAUCCUAGACAGUAAAAAAAUCAUGGAUCUGAACAGACAGGUACGAGAAAUGGAAAGGAUCCUUAAGCGAAAAAAUCCGGAUUCGGUAUCAGCUCUUAUAUUAACAGCAAACUCAGAACAUGAAAGAGUAAGUGUAGAGAAGGUGAAACUCCUAGAGGAAAGGAUUGUUUCUCUGGAGAAUGAAAUAAAAGCAAAAGAAAACAUAUCCCAGGAGAAGCUUGCAGAUUUCCAGAAUAAAUUCACUGAAAUGAAAGAAAGAUAUUUGACUCAAGUAAUGGAAUUAGAAGGAAAGUUAUUAGAAGCGACUGUCAAAGAUCGUAAGGUCUAUAAUGAUAUGUUCACACAAACAAUGUUGAAACAUUUAGAAAACAAAGGAGUGGAAACAAUUAGAAAUCAAGAUAAGGAGAAAGCCCCAAGCGUUGAAAAAGAAGAAAAAAAAGUAACAAAAGUGGGUCCUAAGUCUCAAAACGCGAAAGAAGACACUCAUUUAAUAGCAACAAUCAGAGGUCUUAAAUUAGAACUUGCCAACAAAGAUAAAACUGUAUCAAAGCUUACAAAGGAAUUUCAAGAAUUGCAGAAAACAAAUCGUAGACUGCAAAAGGAACGUGAAAAGUUAUUAAAUGAUAAAAGGAAUUUCAAGGGUGUUGAUGCUGAUAAGCUUAUUGCAAACAAAGUUACUGGGAUGGAUUCCAGACCUGCGAGUUCUAAGACUACUGAUUCUAAUGAUCAGAAUUCAAAUGUAUAUCAAAAUGGUAACGUGGCCAAUGCAAAUCAAAGACUUUCUAGUUCCACCCAGAGACUUUAUGACCCGUUACAGUUCUCUGAAAAUUCUGAAAAUGCUACAACGAAGAGAUUAAUCAACGAAAAUGAAAUCCUCAAAGAAGAAUUAAAUAAAAUGAAUAAAGAUUUCAUGGCGCUGAAAAAUAAACGUCUGCAUGAUCUAAAUUUGCUGCAGGAGGAACACGAACGUGAAAUGGCGGCUCUGGUUAAAGAGUACAGCGUGAAGUUCGGCGAUUCGAAAGUGGUAAAGUUGCAGGGUCAAAUAAAUACACAGGUAGCAAUAAUAUCUCAUCUAAAGCAACAGAUUGAAAAGCUCAGGGAUAAUAAAGAGCAAGUUAUUGUUCUAAAAGCUGAAAGAGAGCAUCUCGAAAAUAAAGUAAAAACCCUGAAUGAGAAAGUGAAAUACUUAUCCACACCAGGUACUGAACAACUUCAACUACUACAAGACAAGAUCACUGUACUACAGCAACGUCAUGAGAGUCGUGAGAUGACAUUACAAUCUUUAGUACGUGACUUACUGAGGACCAAAACUCAGUGUCGUGAUUGUAAAGGUGAGAGAGGCAAGAACAAGCAGCUGUGUUACUUUCGACAAGAACUGGAUCAUAUCCUAGGCAUGCUCCAGGAACUUGCAAAUGUUUACUGAUGAUAAACAGAUGAUUGGAGACAUCGAGUAUAGAAGGAAUACUUAGAAGACUGGAAUCUUGUCGAACACAUUCAAGAUUCUAGAUUUUUCUCUUGCCAAUGGAUACGUAGAUAAUUUUUGCCAUUAGUGGCAGAAUCAAUCCUUCCAAAAAAGUGACUGAAUAAUUGCACAUGACUUGAGAGUCUCUUUCCUUGACCUUUAGCAUUCCUCUCACUGCACCUGAAACACAAUUCCAAUCAUGUUCAAGAAUAGACUGAAGUCUGUUGUUAUACUAUCCAUGUAAAAGCGACAAGUUAUGCUACGUAGUAAUACGCAAUGCAUUGCUUGCAUAAAGAUUAAAAAUAUUUUAACUGGAUUUUACUUGGUUAUGCGAUAGUGUUGACUCACUGCCAGACAAAUUAACAAAUGAGGGUUAGGAUAAAAAUUAAAAAGAAGAAUGAGAUCUAUGGAAAAUAACGACAGGCUCUCCUAAAGUAGAUUCUAGAUUUUCUUCCAGAAAGAAUAUGCUAAUGUUUUUAUAGAACUUUUUUCUAGACUUUGCUGUAUAUAUGCUGAUAAGUUAUUGGCAACAUUUGUAGUAUUGUCUUUAACAUUGCUGUAGCAGAGCCAAAUGUGAUGAUUAGUUUAUUGACAAUUGGGCAUUGUGUACGAUUACGCAAAGCGUCUCGUAUAUCGAAUAUAAUUUAUAAGCCCAGGCGCGAAACUCAUAUCUUUAAUAUAAUUUUUUUUUCCUAAAGUUCUUUCAAGAAAGCUCGCACACGCCGUUGAGCAUUUAUGUACCUAGCACAUCGCACACGCAUUACAUUUUUUACUAGCUUUAAGUCCACGAACAUGAUGUACAAAAUUGAAAUUAUCUUUAAUAAAAUAGCUUUUGUCGAUUCGAAUAUACAAUA
Messenger RNA from Cephus cinctus (wheat stem sawfly), 5630 nucleotides. RefSeq names its product centrosomal protein of 162 kDa. Lineage: Eukaryota; Metazoa; Arthropoda; Insecta; Hymenoptera; Cephidae. The record is from RefSeq and is a predicted model, not a curated record. Bases 280 to 4737 code for a protein of 1485 amino acids. Gene Ontology annotation, biological process: cilium assembly. Gene Ontology annotation, cellular component: centriole; centrosome; axonemal microtubule. The transcript has 7 exons.